Megalops cyprinoides (Indo-Pacific tarpon) is the source of this 3648-nucleotide messenger RNA. RefSeq names its product FERM, ARHGEF and pleckstrin domain-containing protein 1-like. Gene Ontology annotation, cellular component: cytoskeleton. Gene Ontology annotation, molecular function: guanyl-nucleotide exchange factor activity; cytoskeletal protein binding. Bases 206 to 3310 code for a protein of 1034 amino acids. The transcript has 27 exons. NCBI's taxonomy places the organism in Eukaryota, Metazoa, Chordata, Actinopteri, Elopiformes, Megalopidae. The record is from RefSeq and is a predicted model, not a curated record.
UUUCAAUGUAAUCCUGUAUGCCUAACCAGUCGGUCCGACAUGGCGACGGUGAAGAAGCCUCGUAGCGGCACAAUCAAUUUCUAAAAUUACCAAAUCAGUUACAACAGGAAUUGCAAGGGGAAACAACUCCAACAAUCCCCUGGAAAUUGCAUACGUACAACAUCGGCAGAUUUUAAACAAAGGGAGCGAGUCUGCAGGAGGGAAGAUGGUGGAGCCGGAGCCGAGACCGACAGCGGGCCACAGGCUGGGCGCUCAGGAGAGCCUGGGGAUCAGCACCCUGGACCCGGGGCACAGGCCCCCCGCCAUGCCCCCAGGACGGCACAUGCCCAUCAGGGUCCGCAUGCUGGACGACACGGAGGAGGUCUUUGAAGUCUCGCAACGAGCCCCAGGGAAGGUGCUGUUCGACCUUGUGUGUGCCCACCUGAACCUCGUUGAGGGUGACUACUUUGGCCUGGAGUUUCAGGACCACCGCAAGAUGUCUGUCUGGUUGGAUCUGUUAAAGCCCACCGUGAAGCAGAUAAGAAGGCCCAAGCACACGGUCCUGCGGUUCGUGGUGAAGUUCUUCCCCCCAGACCACGCCCAGCUCCUGGAGGAGCUGACCAGGUACCUCUUCGCCCUUCAGAUAAAGCAGGACCUGGCCUGUGGACGCCUGACCUGUAACGACAGCAGCGCUGCUCUCAUGGUCUCCCACAUCGUCCAGUCUGAGAUUGGGGACUUUGAUGAGGCCCAGACCAGGCAGCACCUCCUGACCAACAAGUACAUUCCUGACCAGGAGGCUCUGAUGGACAAGAUCAUGGAGUUCCACCGCAAGCACGUAGGGCAGACGCCAGCGGAGUCAGACUACCAGCUGCUGGAGGUCGCCCGCAGACUAGAGAUGUACGGCAUUCGGCUCCACCCAGCGAAGGACAGAGAGGGCACCAAGCUGAACCUGGCUGUGGCCCACACCGGCGUCCUGGUCUUUCAGGGGCACAUGAAGAUCAAUGCCUUCAACUGGUCCAAAGUGCGCAAACUGAGCUUCAAGAGGAAGCGCUUCCUCAUCAAACUGAGACCAGACCUGAAUCAGAGUGCAUACCAGGACACCCUGGAGUUCCUGAUGGGCAGCCGGGACUGCUGCAAGGUCUUCUGGAAGAUCUGCGUGGAGUACCAUGCCUUCUUCCGCCUCUACGAGGAACCCAAGCCCAAACCCAAGCCUGUCCUUUUCACCAGGGGAUCCUCCUUCAGAUUCAGCGGACGCACGCAGAAGCAGGUGAUCGAUUACGUCAAGGACUCUGAGUUCAAAAAGAUCCCUUUUGAAAGGAAGCACAGCAAGGUCCAGUCCAACAGCAGCAUGUCUCCGAUGCCUUCCCAGCAGCGGUCCGAAGUGCCAAAAGAACAGAGCAUGAGCUGCGCUUCCGGGGACAGGCCGGACUCCACGAGCCGACCCAGCUGGAGAGAAGCUGCGUCCGCAAGAGCAGAGGACCCUGCCGGCAAGCUGGCAAGCCCCUCCGCCCUGCUCAACGGGCAUGAGGACAGGCCGGGCCCCAGGGAGGACGAGGCGAGAGGCCAGCCAUCCCCAGCCAGGCAGCACGCCGACCAUCUGAGCACAGGAGCUGUAACAAACAGUCCUCGGCUCUCGGACUCCUCUGGUCACUCUCAGGGCAUGGUCAACGGUCAGAAGCAUGGCCUGGUCCCCGGUCAGAGCCCGGAUGGGCGGCAGCCCUCCCCCCUCACCAGCCCGCUGCUGAACGACGCGGGCUACGUACGCACGGACGACGAGGACGAGGUUCGGAGGAAGAGGUUCCCAACCGACAAGGCCUACUUCAUCGCAAAGGAGCUGCUGACCACCGAGAGGACAUACCUGAAGGACCUGGAGGUUAUUACUGUGGCUUUCCAGGACGCGGUGGGGAAAGAUGAAGCCAUGCCAGAGUCUCUCAGGAAUGUCAUAUGCUCCAACUUUGACCCCCUGUACAAGUUCCACUCAGGUUUCCUGAGGGAGGUGGAGCAGAGGCUGGCUCUGUGGGAAGGCCGCUCCAAUGCUCACAUUAAAGGAGACUACCAGCGCAUUGGGGACGUUAUGCUUAACAACGUCCAGGGCAUUAAGCAGCUGACGGCCCACCUGCAGAAGCACUCGGAGGUGCUGAUGGAGCUGGAGAAGGCCUGCCGGGCGUCGCGCAAGCUGGACGCGCUAUGCCGGGACUUCGAGCUGCAGAAGGCGUGCUACCUGCCCCUCAACAUCUUCCUGCUGCGGCCGCUGCACCGCCUCAUGCACUACAAGCAGAUCCUGGAGAGGCUGUGCAAGCACUACCCGGCCACGCACGCCGACUUCAGGGACUCCAGAGCCGCUCUUGCAGAUGUAUCCGAGAUAGUUGCCCAGCUCCAUGGCCCCAUGAUCAAAAUGGAGAACUUCCAGAAGCUACUGGAGCUGAAGAAGGACUUGGUCGGGAUCGACAAUCUGGCCAUUCCAGGAAGGGAGUUCAUCAGGUUAGGCUGUCUCAGCAAGCUCUCUGGAAAGGGCCUCCAACAGCGAAUGUUUUUCCUAUUUAAUGACAUCCUGUUGUACACAAGUCGAGGGAUGACAGCCACCAAUCAGUUCAAAGUUCACGGUCAGCUCCCUCUCUACGGUAUGAAGAUCAGAGAGAGCGAGGAUGAGUGGGGAGUGCCUUACUCCUUCACCCUGUCUGGGCAGCGGCAGUCCGUGGUGGUGGCAGCAAGCUCUCUGUUGGAGAUGGAGAAGUGGAUGGAAGAUAUCAGGAUGGCCAUUAGCCUGGCUGAGAAGUGCAAUGGGCCUUCCUCAGCCCAGCUGGUUGGCAGUGUUUCAGAUAGCAAAUCCCCUGGGGACAUGACUGUGGACCAGGAGUCAGAGGAUGACCUAAGCGCUUCCCGCACCUCUCUGGAGAGACAGGCGCCUCACCGUGGCAACACCACAGUGCAUGUGUGCUGGCACAGGAACACCAGCGUGUCCAUGGUUGACUUCAGUAUAGCCGUGGAGAAUCAGCUGUCAGGCAACCUGCUGAGGAAGUUCAAGAACAGUAACGGCUGGCAGAAGCUGUGGGUGGUCUUCACAAACUUCAGCCUGUUCUUCUACAAGUCACACCAGGAUGACUACCCCCUCGCCAGCCUUCCCCUGCUGGGCUACUCCGUCACUGUCCCCUCCGAGUCGGAGAACAUCCACAAAGACUACGUCUUCAAACUGCAUUUCAAAUCCCACGUCUAUUACUUCAGAUCAGAGAGCGAGUAUACCUUCGAGAGGUGGAUGGAGGUCAUCCGCAGUGCCACCACCUCCACCAGCCGUUCCCACAUCCUGAACCGGAAAGAGUCGCAGCCCUACUGAUGGAAAGAUGCAUCUUGUGUACCCGCUGGCCCCUCCUACCUCCCCACCCUCACUUCUGUGCAAACCCCGCCUCCUUUUGAUGUCACUCCCCCAUGCAGCCAGCUGGGCAGUUGUGUAGCAUUCCAUCUGACCGUUUCGGGUUUGAUCAGGUUUUUUGGUUUUAAACACAGGCAGGGCAUUCAUUCAUACACCAGUGUCCAGGCCUUAUGGGUGCUCUCUUAUGCUUUAAAGUUCACAUAUCUGUUGGUUAAGACUGCAUCAGACUGCUUUGUCUGCAUUUUUACUGGACUUCAGACCUUUUUUGUAGGAUGUCAUUUUAUACGUUUUUAAAAUGCCAU